CAUCUGCUUGUUAAUAAAUAAGUAAAGUUAUUUUUUAUGAAUAAAUUAUUAACUAUAGCGCAGGCUGUGCCGCGCCAAUUUGUGCGUGAAUAUGCCUUCAAGUCUGACUUGAAAAUCAAAUGGGUGCGUCCCGAGAAAAUAAGCUGUAUCAAGCCAGAGAAGAGUGGUGAUCUGGGAAAGCUGCCGCCACUACAUGAGGAUGAAUUGCUGCCGGAAUACAAAGAUUGCAAGGAGCUGAAAGAUGCGAAUGAGUCUGUGCAGCAGCUGUUUCGGCUAAGCAACAACGCGAAUCAUCUAACUACACGGUAUUAUCGUGAUCAGUUUGUGCAGGAGGUGCAACGACAUCCGCAAGACUUUGGAUCCAUGGAGGCCAAGUUGGCAAAGAUGACAGCAUUUAUACGUCGCUAUCAGCUUCACAUGGACGCACAUCCACGCGACAAGAUGAUUAAGGUACGUCUAAAGGAGCUCAUAGACAAGCGCAAAAAGUUUCUAAAAUACUUAAGACGUUGGGAUUACCCACGCUUUGAAUGGAUUUUGGAGAAACUGGAUUUGGUCUAUAAGCCACCGCCAACGCAUUUCCACUGGAUUACACGCAAGGAGUCGCUGCAGAAAUUAACUGACAUAUAUUGCGAUAAACUUAAGGAGGAGCGUUUGGAAGCCUAUCACAAACAGCUGCAGACGCAACAGAUACCCUAUUUAGAAGAUGCAAUCAACAAAAUGCAAUUUGUGCGUCAGGAGCAGAUUGACUGUGAUGUUCCAGUUACUGUUACAGAGCAGCAGAUAGAGGAAGUGCGUAGUGAGUUAGCAGAACUCAAGAAGAUACGUGAGGUGGCAGACGCAGCUAUACGUAAGCAAGUUGACGAGCACUUUGUUUGAAUUGAAUUAAAAAUGAUUCAGAAAUU
Molecule: messenger RNA, 902 nt
Organism: Drosophila busckii
Lineage: Eukaryota; Metazoa; Arthropoda; Insecta; Diptera; Drosophilidae
Gene: bonsai
Product: 28S ribosomal protein S15, mitochondrial
Exons: 3
Coding region: 37-876 (279 amino acids)
Biological process (GO): translation
Cellular component (GO): ribosome
Molecular function (GO): structural constituent of ribosome
Source: RefSeq, a predicted model, not a curated record